This is a messenger RNA of Rosa chinensis, 1777 nucleotides long. RefSeq names its product pentatricopeptide repeat-containing protein At1g01970. The record is from RefSeq and is a predicted model, not a curated record. Lineage: Eukaryota; Viridiplantae; Streptophyta; Magnoliopsida; Rosales; Rosaceae. Gene Ontology annotation, molecular function: protein binding. Bases 236 to 1492 code for a protein of 418 amino acids. The transcript has 3 exons.
GGGGAAAUCAAGCCCAACCUUACGCAAUAACCCGGGAACUUCUGCCGUUGCCUGUUUCUCACUUCACUACCGAACCUUGCUUCUUCUUCCCCAGCAUGCCUAAUUGGCAUGGCUGCCGCACCUAAUAUUUUCACAACCUGAACAACAUUACUCUUCAUCUCUACUCUCACUUUUGCUCACCCCAAUUUCUCCCAAUUCCUUCUUCGUUUUCACAGCACUGUGUCACAAACCUUUCAUGGCCACCUCUGUUUCCAAUGCGGUUUGCUUUCGCUAUCCCCACCCACCAAACCCAACACUCAACGAACCCAGAAAAACCCACCUCCCCCAAUUCUCCGGCAACAUUUUCCGGCCAAAACCCAUGAAUCUUUGCUCUUCCAGCCACCGUUUUCAGCCACCAUUGAUGGCUCUAAGUGUAGAAGAGACAGCAAUGAAUGGAAAUACAGAAGGGAAGCCGAGGUUUAAGUGGGGUGUGAUAGGUCCUGAUAUUACAGAAGCCCAGCAAGAAGCUAUAGAUGAACUCCCUCCCAAGAUGAGCAAGCGUUGCCAGGCUUUGAUGAAGCAGAUUAUUUGCUUCUCUCCUGAGAAAGGGAGUCUUUGUGAGGUGUUGGAUGCUUGGGUUAGCAUUAUGAAGCCUUGCAGGGCUGACUGGCUUGCGGUUCUUAAAGAACUGAGGAUUAAAGAUCACCCACUUUAUCUUCAGGUGGCAGAAAUUGCUGUACUAGAUGAAUCUUUUGAAGCCAAUGUGCGUGACUAUACGAAAAUAAUCCAUGGUUAUGGGAAGCAAAACCGAAUUGAGGACGCUGAAAACACCCUUUCAAACAUGAAGUCUAGAGGCUUCGUCUGUGAUCAGGUAACGCUAACUGCCAUGAUUGACAUGUAUAGCAAGGCUGGACAUCUUAAGCUGGCUGAGGAUACUUUUGAAGAAAUUAAGCUCCUUGGACAGCAAUUAGAUAAAAGAUCAUAUGGCUCAAUGAUCAUGGCCUACAUUAGAGCUGGAAUGCCUGAUCAGGGAGAGAAUUUACUCAUAGAAAUGGAUGCCCAAGAAAUUUAUGCUGGAAGUGAAGUUUACAAGGCAUUGUUAAGAGCAUACUCAAUGAUUGGUGAUACUGAAGGAGCUCAAAGGGUAUUCAAUGCAGUUCAGCUAGCUGGUAUUUCUCCAGAUGCUAAGAUAUGUGGACUUCUCAUAAAUGCAUAUGGUACAUCAGGUCAAAGUCAAAAGGCACGUGCUGCGUUUGAAAAUAUGAGGAAGGCUGGUCUUAAACCCAGUGAUAAAUGCAUAGCUCUAAUGUUGGCUGCAUACGAAAAGGAGAAUAAGCUUCAAAUGGCAUUGAAGUUUCUGAUGGGGUUGGAGAGAGAAGGUAUCAUGGUUGGGAAAGAAGCUGCAGAAACACUGGCUGGAUGGUUUAGAAAACUAGGAGUUGUGGAAGAGGUGGAUAUGGUCUUGAGAGAAUUUGCAGCAACAGAAGCCAAUUCUGGAAUUCCUGCUUCCUAGUUUCCAUCUCAAGUUUUAUGUUUCACAUUGCGGACGUCAGCUUCAGUUGCGAAGAACACACAAGUGAAAACAAAGACGGUGCGUUAUUCAUAACAACUACUGUUGUUUAGUAAUGUGGCCUUGUUCGUGCGGAUGCAGCAGCCCAAAGAAUGAAGUAAACAACUCUGCACUAAGCGGGGACUGUAAGUUGAAUCGAUGAAUGCCCACUUAAGCUUAGCUGCUUAAAUCAUCUUGUGCUAGAACAAUGUGAUGGAAUGAAUGAGUCAUUGUCCUUGGAGCUUGUUA